Meloidogyne enterolobii is the source of this 645-nucleotide messenger RNA. NCBI's taxonomy places the organism in Eukaryota, Metazoa, Nematoda, Chromadorea, Rhabditida, Meloidogynidae. The record is from the annotation of a GenBank genome assembly.
AUGUUUUUGUGGCUAUUUACUCGCAAAACUCCCAAGGCAGCAGAAAAAUUAAAAUGUAUUCUGCACUAUUUUUCUCAAUUUUUUAAAAAUCCUCCAAAUGGGACAGUUUCAAUUAUUCGUCAAAAACUUAAUUGUGAAUUGGAACCAAAAUGGGAUGAAAUUGAACUUAAUUUAGUUAAUUUAAAUGCUUUACCCAAUGGAAGAAUAGAAAAUGAGGGAGAAAAGAUGACUCAAGUAGAUUUUGCAAAUGAAUAUAUUGGUGGGGGUGUACUUGGAUAUGGACUUGUACAGGAAGAAAUUCGUUUCCUAAUAUGCCCAGAAUUAAUUAUUUCUUGCCUUGUAUGUGAAAAGAUGGAAAAGAAUGAAGCAAUAUUAAUUAUUGGAGCAGAAAGAUACUCAGAUUAUCAAGGUUAUGGAAGUACUUUUUGUUGGAAAUAUCGUCAAAGAGAUGCUUCUUUGCAAAGGUUAGUCUACUGCGAAGCAGGAGUGGGUCUGGUUAUCCAAAAACCGAUACCCGGACCUUUUCUUGACUAUAAGCAUGAUCAGAGAAAUUUUAAAAUCCGACCCGUUUUUUCCCGACCCGUCCAAUCCAUGUUGCAAACAUAGUCUACCGCGGAAUCAUAGCUAUAAUCCAUCCAUUUUUCU